UUUUUUUUUUCUGUUUUUUUUCUUGCGCUUUAUUGAAAUAAUAAAAUGAGCUUUUUAUAUACAACGCCUGACAUUCAUUUUGGAACUGUAGCAGAAUUGAAUGGAAGUUUGGUUCACGUGGAUAAUGCAAACAGUUCAGCUUUGCAAGAAGUUCAUGACAACCAUACGCCGUUAUACCCUUCCAUUACAAUUCAACCUUUUGAACAACUCACUCCUGAUUAUAUCAAUAGUACGGAUGAAGAAGCUUCUAGUUAUUUAGAAGUUUUACACAACAAAGCCAAAUCACUACUUGUUCAACAAUGGGAAGAAAAUCGACCUACUAUUGAAGCUACAACCGUAUAUAAAGAAGGAAAACGUAUUUACGAUUACAUUUACAAUAAAUAUUUAAAAACAUCGAGUCCUGCAUUAGAACAUUCCAUGUUUCAAACAGAAAGUGGCAAUGUGAUUCGAUCGAUUGCCUGGCAUCCUCACCAAGAUAUUUUAGCAGUCGCUUAUAAAGAUGAUCAAGUUUAUAUAUAUGAAAAGAAAAAUAGUAAAUGGACUUGCCAAGUAUUAUCACAUAUGAAAAUGAAAGACAUUACCUGUUUAGAAUGGAAGCCUAAAGCAUCAGGAUUAUUGGCAGUUGGAUGUAAAGAAGGAGUUUGUGUUUGGACUGUAGAAAAGGUGAUUGAAGAAGAUGAAGAGCCUCAUAAACAUCCAUCAGCAACAAUGACAUAUUUAAGUUACCCUAAACAUGAUUAUAUAAGUGCAAUAGCUUGGGACCCUACACCUGGAAGUCAUUUAUUAGCUGUCGCUUCUGCAGUUACUAGUACACUUGUUAUUUAUGAUUUAUUAUUAAAUAGAACAAUUCCUCUAAAGCGUUAUGGAAAAGGGGAUAUUCUCUUACGUUGGAGCCCAAGUGGUGAAUGGCUCUUUGAAGGAGGAUGUGCUGGAGUGUCUCGUUUAUGGAAUACUCGAGAUUGGACAUCAAAACAAAUCUAUAAUCCUCCCGGUGUAUGGGUACAAACUGCCUGUUGGGCACCCAAUAAUAGAAUUCUAUUUUAUUCCAUGUACGGAGAGAGUGAUAUUCAUGUAUUAUUCUUGGCGGGACCUUCAGUUCAAUCAGUAGUAGAUGUUAAAGUCCUGUCUACACCGUCAACACUAGUUGAAUCAGCAACGGGCGCCUCGGUAAAAGUAGGUGGUACUAUUCGUGAUAUAUCGAUUGAUAUAAGAAACGGACAAAGACUAGCUGUGGCCUUUGAAGACUCAAAUUUAAUUGCCCUCUAUUCUCUUAAACAAGUUUCACCACUUAGUUUAACUGAAGAAGCAAUGCUAUUCCCUAUGUAAGUGUAAAUCAUAACUAUUUACAAUAUAAACUCACAAUGCAUCAUGUCUUUUUAUUCAUUUAUUUAGCGGCUGCAUCCGUGGAUUAAAAACUACUUUUGAUCAUACAACAGGUGCUAAUGAAAUGACAAUACUAAAAGAGGAUAUAAAGCCUUUACAGAUUUCAUUUUCUUCUACAUAUAAAAAUGGGGCUUUAUUAGCAAUUGCUUGGAAUAAUGGCUCGAUUACUUUUGUUACUCAUACCUUCUUGACUGAUGAAGAAAUGCGAAAACGAUUUAUGUAAUAAAUUUAAACAACCGAUAUCAUACUUUUUUUUUUUUUC
Messenger RNA from Cokeromyces recurvatus, 1645 nucleotides. RefSeq names its product WD40-repeat-containing domain protein. Gene Ontology annotation, biological process: nucleocytoplasmic transport. The transcript is spliced from 5 exons. NCBI's taxonomy places the organism in Eukaryota, Fungi, Mucoromycota, Mucoromycetes, Mucorales, Mucoraceae. Gene Ontology annotation, molecular function: protein binding. The coding region runs from base 46 to 1326 and encodes 426 amino acids. Gene Ontology annotation, cellular component: nuclear pore. The record is from RefSeq and is a predicted model, not a curated record.